AUGGAUGAAGAAAAUGAUAUGAGAGAAUGGAGCUUAGACGAUGAAAUCCUUUUGUUUGAUCUUAUGUGUGAUUUCAAGCCGGCUGGGCAUGAUAAAGACAAGCAAAUGAGUAUAAUUGUCGAAAAGAUGAACGAAAAUGUAUCAGAAGGAACGAAGCCGUUUUCAGCAGAUGAUAUAUGGAAAAAACUUGGAGGAAUGUACGAUUUAGAACGAGUGGACGAAUUGGAGGAUUACAUAGAUGAAGAUGAGGAUUCGGCUGAAGAGGACGGUGCACCAAAUGAGAAGGAAGAGGAUAAGAAAGAAGAUAUCGAUCAAUCUAGCAAAGACCCAGAUUCCUCGGGUUUGAGUGAUGUUGAGACAGAUAUGGCUAGUGAAAGAGAAGAAUUAGAGGUACCGAAAAGUGGAAGCAGAGGUAAUAAUAAGAAUAAGAAAGAUAGAGUUCGCAAAGUCGACACGAAGGAAGACUCUACAGCCGUUGAGACAAAAGAUGCAGAAGUAACUAAUGAGAAUGAAGAUGCAAAUGAUGAUGGUGAUGACAACAAUGAAGAAGAAGAUGAGGGCAACGACGAAAACGAACAAGAAGAUCCGGAUGAUGAUGAUCAGGACGAUGACGAUGAUGAAAAUGAAAGUGGUGAAGGCUCCUUACAGAAGAGGGUGACACGGGGUGCAAGGAAACACCAACACGAACUUUCCGAUCAAACAGGGACGCCAAAACCAAAAAAGAGAACCAGGUCGAGUGCAAAAUUGGAUGCAGUUGAAACCCCUCCUCCGAGUAAACGCAGCCAAAAGACUGCGACACCUCCAGCUCAACAAACACCAACUGCAUCAGCGAAGAGAAGAAAGAAAUCUGAAGUUCAAGAGUCCGAUGCCGAUAAAAGUAAUACCAGAAGAAGUAAGCGAUCGUUGGUUCCAGCGACUACGCCCCUGAAACCCCAGGCACCACCAAUAAGACGAAGUUCAAGAAAGAAAUGA
Debaryomyces hansenii CBS767 is the source of this 972-nucleotide messenger RNA. It is a transcript of the gene EAF7, whose product is annotated as Eaf7p. The record is from RefSeq and is a predicted model, not a curated record. Gene Ontology annotation, cellular component: NuA4 histone acetyltransferase complex; nucleus. The transcript has a single exon. Lineage: Eukaryota; Fungi; Ascomycota; Pichiomycetes; Serinales; Debaryomycetaceae. Gene Ontology annotation, biological process: regulation of transcription by RNA polymerase II. Bases 1 to 972 code for a protein of 323 amino acids.